AUGUUCACUAAUAUCCCACGUGUUUUUCUUGCCCUCUCCAGGUGUUAUGUAGAAGACAGAAGCUCCAAGGUAGCCUGGUUAAACCGCUCUGGCAUCAUUUUUGCUGGGGAGGACAAGUGGUCSCUGGACCCUCGAGUAGAGCUGGAGAAAAGGAACCCACUGGAAUACAGCCUGCGGAUCCAGAAAGUGGAUGUCUAUGAUGAGGGGUCCUAUACCUGCUCAGUGCAGACACUGCAUCAUCCCAAGACUUCCCAGGUUUACUUGAUCGUGCAAGUUCCACCAAAGAUCUCCAAUAUCUCCUCGGACAUCACCGUGAAUGAGGGCAGCAACGUGACCCUGGUUUGCAUGGCAAAUGGGCGUCCCGAGCCUGUCAUCACCUGGAGGCACCUCACCCCAACAGCAGGCAGAGAGUUUGAAGGUGAGGAAGAGUACCUGGAGAUCCUGGGAAUCACACGAGAGCAAUCGGGCAAGUAYGAAUGCAAAGCUGCCAAUGAGGUUGCUUCAGCAGACGUCAAGCAAGUCCGGGUCACUGUGAACUACCCUCCUACUAUCACAGAGUCCAAGAGCAACGAAGCGGCCACAGGACGACAAGCCUUACUCCGGUGUGAGGCGUCAGCAGUACCCACACCUGAUUUUGAGUGGUACAGAGAUGACACCAGGAUAAACAGCGCCAACGGUCUGGAGAUAAAGAGCACGGGGAGCCAGUCUCUGCUGAUGGUGGCCAACGUCACUGAAGAACACUAUGGGAACUACACCUGCGUGGCUGCCAACAAGCUGGGAGUCACAAAUGCCAGUCUAUACCUUUACAAACGAGUUUUACCCACACUCCCCAAUCCUUUUCCAGGACCCGGCACGGGGAGAGUAGACAGCGGCUCCAUGAGCUUGGCCGUCCCACUGUGGCUGCUGGCAGCGUCCCUGCUCUGCCUUCUCAGCAAAUGUUAAUACAGAUCAGA
Nothoprocta perdicaria is the source of this 953-nucleotide messenger RNA. It is a transcript of the gene LSAMP, whose product is annotated as limbic system associated membrane protein. Gene Ontology annotation, biological process: homophilic cell-cell adhesion. The coding region runs from base 1 to 942 and encodes 313 amino acids. NCBI's taxonomy places the organism in Eukaryota, Metazoa, Chordata, Aves, Tinamiformes, Tinamidae. Gene Ontology annotation, cellular component: plasma membrane. The record is from RefSeq and is a predicted model, not a curated record. The transcript is spliced from 7 exons.